AUGUUCUCUCGAACGUGGAGGUUGUUGACUGUCUCGAAAGCGGCGGUUGAGAGCUACAUGGAUUAUCUUCAAAAUGCUGAUCGAGAACUACCCGCUCUUAGUGAAAUUCUUCCGCGACACCAGUUGAAUUCUAAAGAUCUUUUGGAGUUUCACUCUCUUUUGUGUGAAGUAAUGCAGGAUAAUGGUUUCAAAUUUAUGGGAAUAAAAGUAGUUCCUCCUACUGCAGGAGCAUUACAGUCUCUUAGAUCGACAGAUGCUGUUUGUAUGCCAAUUUUUUCUAAUGCAUUUCAGAAUUCUACAUUAUCAAUAAAACAACAUCGAGUUCAAUACGUUGAACCACUUUUUGUUUUGCGUUUAGGGUGUGAUGCUCCAUCACAGGUAUCAGUUCAUGCAGCUCCUGCUGUAUGCGAUAUCUUUUCUCCUGGUAUUGAGGUUACUGGAUCAAGGUUUCCUUUUUAUCCACCUCAUUCAACAGGAUUUGCUGCAGAUUUGGGUGGAUGUAUCGCUUUGAGUCUUGGUGGGGAAACAAGGCUUGAUCAAACUUCUUUGGAUACAUUAGGUGGUCACCACUUUGUUCUGACUCGAAAAAAUGAACCUCUUCAGGUUGGUUCUGCUAAGAAUUGUCUUGGAAGCCCAAGUGCGGCAGUUGCUUUAGCGGUAAGUUACGCAGUUUCUAUUGGGAAACCUCUUCGUACUGGUCAUUAUGUGUUUUGUAGUGGAGUGGGUUCGCGGUCUCCCGCUCUUCCAGGAGAUUAUCAAGUUAAUUAUGGUGUUUAUGGUAGUGUUUUCUUUUCUCUUACUUAA
Molecule: messenger RNA, 804 nt
Organism: Trypanosoma theileri
Lineage: Eukaryota; Euglenozoa; Kinetoplastea; Trypanosomatida; Trypanosomatidae
Product: 4-oxalocrotonate decarboxylase
Exons: 1
Coding region: 1-804 (267 amino acids)
Cellular component (GO): cytoplasm
Molecular function (GO): 2-oxopent-4-enoate hydratase activity
Source: RefSeq, a predicted model, not a curated record